CGAGCGGGUUUUUCCUGUCCCCGCAGCCCCGGUGAGUCACGGGAGAGGCGGCGGCAGCAGCCUGAGACCCGCGGGGACAGUAACCCCUCCUCCCCGCCCGCUCUGCGCCCCCCACGUGUGUCCCCGGCCGGCCCCCGACAUGAGGCUGAUGUGGGGAAGGGGCUGACCCCACACCGUGCCCCCCACGUCCCCGUGUCGCCAUGGCCUCCCAGCCGCAGCCCCUGCACCCCGCCGUGCCCUGCUCCUCCCCUGCCAGCCCUGGAGGGGCCGGGCUGGCCGGCAGCCCCGAUAAAGGCAGCGUGCGCCCCAAGCCACCGGUGCGGCCCAAGCCCCGCGUGCUGCCCAAGCCGGCCGUGCCCGCCAAGCCCCCGGUGCCGCCCCCCGCGCCCGGCCCGCGCCACCCCCGGCCCGAGCUGCCCUCGGCCGAGAAGAUGAACCGCCUGGCCGGGCCCCAGCCCUACAGUGGGGCGGGCGCGGGGGGGCCCCUCCGGCGCCCCUCCUUCACUGUCAGAUCGCCCGAGACCCACAACGGGAAGGGGAUCUCAUCGCCCCUGGUCACAGGCACUGAGGAGGAGGCGUCCCCAGCCCCACCAACCCCCUCACGCAAGGGCCCAGCACCCUUCAAGGUGACGCCAGUGCCGGUGGCCGCCAGGCCAGAGCGGUUCCCGGGCACCACCGUGGAGGAGAUCCUGGCCAAGAUGGACAGCAGGGAGGGCCCAGGCAGCCCCGACCGUGCCUGGCUCUCACCCUUGUGCACCGACCCCUCCUCCCGCUUCGGUUCCAAGACCUUUGCUGCCUUCCGGAGACGUCCCGGCGGGGAGGCAGAUGGAGACCCCGCCAGCGAAGCCCCCCAGACGCCCCGACCUGCCGCAGGCGAGCUGGGAAGGGGGGCUGAUGGACACCCUGUGGCUGAGAUGAGCAGCUCCCCCCCAGCUGGGCCGAGCUGUGCCGGGGACCCCCGCGGACGCCGGAGGCCACCAUCCCCUCCUGAUCUUUCCACUCUACAGCUGGGUGCUCUCGGACCUCCAGGCUCCCCAAGGCCCCCCACCUGCCCACCCCCGGCCCCAGGAGCUCCUUUCCAGCCUGCUGAGCCCUCUGCCCCAGCCCCUGGCUCCCCUGAUGCCCCCCCUGAGCUCCUGGCCCCUGACUCCCCCACACUGCCCCCUGGUUCUCCCAAAUCCCCCCCUCAACCUCCAGUCGAGGUCCCUGUCACCUCCAUCCAGGCCCCAGGCGCUCCCUCAUCCACCGAGCCCCAGCUCAGAGUCUCCCGUUCCCCCGGCUCCCCGCACACUCCAGGGGAGGGAUCCCCUGGCACUGCCAGCCCCCCUGGCACUCCUGAACUGCCCCCACGGGUCACCUGCCCUCCUGGCUCCCCCGAGGCUGCUGCUGAGUACCCGGGCCCCCGCAGUCCAGCACUUGCCAAAGCCUCCUGUCCCCCAGGCUCCCCAGAGGGACCUGAUGACUCCACAGUGUCCGCCCGGUCCCAUGAGGGUCCUGAUUUCAAUCCCCCUCCCCGGGAUGUGGGGCUCCGGCGCUCCUCAGAGGGGGUGCUGCGGCCCCCGCCCACAGGGCAGGGCCUGGGGGAGCUGGGGGGCUCGCUGAGUGCCCUGCCCCGGCCCGGAGACCUCCUGUCAGAGCCCUCCCUGGGCAGCGAGUCCGGCUGGAGCCUUUCCCAGUCCUUCGAGUGGACAUUCCCGUCGCGGGGGCCACGCUUGCCAGCCUUCCCUCCCCGCUCCCCCAUCCGGGAGACACCUGACUCAGGGCUCUCCGAAGAGGGGGAGUCAGAUGGGGAGGCUGUGGCCACCAGCCCUCCAAAGGACAGCAGGUCUGAAGGACCUGACUGCCAGCAGGCAGAGGGGGCUCCAUGCCCAGGGGGUCCCGUGGCCCAGCAAGAGGCUGAGGGCGGGGUGGAGGAGGAGGAAAAGGAAAGGGAGGCAGAGCAGGAUGCUCCCAUGUCCCUCUCCCCACUUCAUGAGACAAAACCUGGCCAGGACCCAGCUGAGUCCCCCACCCAGCCCAGCCUCACCACAGCUGCCCCUCUGGAUCCAGCCACAGAUCCAGCUGCUCCAGCUGACUCUGCCUGGGCAGGUGAUGGCCCCAAGAGCCUGCAGGGUCCGGGGGGCCCAGGCCAGGCUGAAGGACCCUCACAGGACCCCGACCCCCACGCUGACCCAGGCUGGCUGACAGAGCUGUUGGCAUCACCUGGGGUCCACGGCUCUCCAGAGAACCUGCUGGGCUGGUCACAGAAGGACCUGUGCAGUGAGUUCGGCAUUGGCCGCCCUCGCCAGGACAGCACCUUUAACUGGAGCCACCCAGGUGUGUCCAGGGAGAGAGACUGGCCUGUAGAGACCAAGCAGGAUCAGGAAUUUGGGACCAAAUCCAGCUGGGACAGCACCAGCAGCGACAAGGACAGCACUGCCCGGGAGAGCUGGAGCGGUGACUACAGAGCAACAGAGCUGAUGGGGGACACAAAGCUGGGCUGCAGCGACUGGUCCCCCUCCCUUGGCACUGGGAAGAGCUGCCCGCAGGAUCCAGAUUUCAGUGCCAGCACAGCCAAGUGGGGCCAGGGCUAUGGCAGCACGGAGGAGCUUGGCUCUGGACAGGCUGGCUGGGGCAGCGGCCUUGGCACAGGACAUAUCCGGCAGCAGGACAAGGAGCCGCGCUCCGGACAGCCCGCCUGGGCGGGCGGGUACAGCGACAGGGACACCGAGAUGAAGGACAGGGAGCUCACCUCAGACUGGGCCAGUAAAUACAGCAGCCAGGGUGCUGGGAGCAAGGACGAGAAUUUAACGCUGGGUUGGGCUGGCAGAUCCAGCACUGGCGAUGCUGGGAGCCCAGAGAAGGAGCACGGCCCCAGCCAGCCAGCCUGGAACAGCAGGUAUAACUCGAGGGACAUGGAGAGCCAGGACAGGGAGUUCAGCCCCAGCCGGCCAGCCUGGACUCAGGAAUACAGAGACACAGAAAGACAGGACAGGGAGUUCAGCCCCAGCCGGCCGGCCUGGACUGGUCAAAUCAGGGACAUGGAAAGCCAGGACAGGGAGUUCAGUCCCAGUAGACCAGCCUGGACUGGUGAAUACAGGGAAAUGGAAAGCGAGGACCAGAAGUUCAGUCCCAGCAGGCCAGCCUGGGAUGACAGAUCCAGCAGCAGGGACACAGAGAGCCAGGACCGGGAAUUCAGCCCCAGCAGGCCAGCCUGGGAUGACAGGUCCAGCAGCAGGGACACAGAGAAGCAGGACCAGGAAUUCAGCCCCAGCAGGCCAGCCUGGGAUGACAGAUCCAGCAGCAGGGACACAGAGAAGCAGGACCAGGAAUUCAGCCCCAGCAGGCCAGCCUGGGAUGACAGAUCCAGCAGCAGGGACACAGAGAAGCAGGACCAGGAAUUCAGCCCCAGCAGGCCAGCCUGGGAUGACAGAUCCAGCAGCAGGGACACAGAGAGCCAGGACCGGGAAUUCAGCCCCAGCAGGCCAGCCUGGGAUGACAGAUCCAGCAGCAGGGACACAGAGAAGCAGGACUGGGAAUUCAGCCCCAGCAGGCCAGCCUGGGAUGACAGAUCCAGCAGCAGGGAUGCAGAGAAGCAAGACUGGGAAUUCAGCCCUAGCAGGCUGGCUGAAACCAGUGAAUGCAGCACCAGGGACCUGGAGACCCAGGAUGAGCUCAGCCCAAGCAGAGGAGCUUGGGGUGACAGAUCCAGCAUCCGGGACCUCGAAACCCAGGACAAUGAAUUCACAUCCAGCAGAGCAGCCAGGGAUGGCAGGCACAGCACUGGGAACCCGGAGACCUGGAAUGAGGAUUUGUUGUUCAGCCCCAGCAGAGAUGUCUGGGAUGACAGAUCCAGCACCAGGAAUGUGGAGGCCCAGGACAGAGAGUUGAGCCCCAGUGGAGCAGCCCAGGAUGGGCAGCACAGCUCUGUCACCCCCAGGGAGGAAGAGCAGGAGCUGAUCCCAGCUCAGCUGAGCUGGCCCGGUGAGGGCAGCGUCGGGCAGACUGGGCUGGUCACGGUUGGUGAGGAGGACAUGCCCUGCUCCCACCACCCCGAUUCCCCAACCCAGGAGCCCACCUGGGCCAGUGCCCACCAGCAAGACAGCUCCAGCAGCAGGGACUGGGCUGAGGAGCUUGGAGCAGCUGAGUGCCAGAACCAGUUCAGUGUCAUGGGGACACAGCGGGUGUCAGACCCCUGCAGUGCCAGAGCCUCGGAUGGCUCCGUGUCCAGGAUCCUGCCACAGCCCCAGGCAGGCUUGCACAGGGAUCUCUCUUUGGACAUGGGCAGUGGCCGCUGGAGCCAGGACCUGGACAGCUGGAGUGGGGACCCACAGGAUGCUGAGGCCAGGCGCCAGGAGUGGGCGAGUGCCUUCAGUGCCCGCUGUGCCGCCCGCAGCCGGGACCUUGGUGCGGGGGAGCAGAGCCUGGGAGGAGACACCGCUGCAGAGCACGGCAGGUCAGCCUCCAGCCCUUCGAUGGGUGACAUUCCAGCUGAUUCCCCGGCUAUGGAGCCCCCCCGGAGUGAGUCACCCGGCUCCUUCGAGGAGGAGAGGAAUCCCUCUGAGCCAGCUGCUGCCCCACAGAGCCCCAGGGCCCCCGCUCUGCUGCCAGAGGCUGCUGGUGGGAUCUCAGCGGGCACAGGAAGUGAGGAGCAGCCCUCAGACCACCCGGAUGGGGAGAGCUCCUCCAGCUGGGGGGAGCAGCGGCGCUCUCUGGUUACCUCCCAGGCCGAGGGCUCCAUGGAGCAGGGGCAGGAAUUUCCACUUCUGGAGCAGGACACAGAGCUCCUGGACAGCAGUGUGUUGCGCUGCAAGGCCAACCUGGGCCGCAAGCGCCAGCACCGGGCGCCAUCCCUGCGCCCCAGCGCCACCGACGGGGAGAGCUGGAUCUUCCGGGACUCCACAGAGCCCCGGGCAGCCCCGGCAGCAUCCUCCGACGAGGAGGCAGCAGAGGAGCCCCGGAGCCGGCGGAUGCGCGGCUCACCCUCGGGCAGGGCAGUCAAGGUGCCGCUCUUUCCCGGCCUCAGCGCCUCUGCUAUCAAGGCCAAGCUGAGGGGUCGCAACCGCUCGGCCGAGGAGGGGACAUCAUCAGGGGACAGCAAGGGGACCCCUCCUAAAGACCCCCAUGUGCAGCGCUCCAAGUCCUGCAAGAUCCCUGGUGUGAGUGGGAAACCGCCGACCUUGCCCCCCAAGCCAGAGAAAUCCUCAGGAGGAUCUGAGGCAUCUCCCCCGCACUGGCUGCAGGCGCUGAAGCUGAAAAGGAAGAAGCCUUGAGCGGGGCUUGCUCCCCGACGCUGAGCUGAUGGCCCACUGUCUGCUCCCAUGGGGACACACACACACACACCUAUGCACUUUGUACGAGCUCGCAGGGUCCCUGUCUUCUCCACACCUCCUCCCCACCCCCCCAUUGUACCCCAUGCCCUUGGUCCCCAAGGGGCUGGGGGUGGGCACGAGCCCACCCUUCCCGUCCCCCCCUGCUCAUGUAUGGCCCCGGACACAGGGCAACGGGUCCGGCUCGUGGUGCCGCUACCACAGACAAUAAAACCUCACUGGUCAGUU
Molecule: messenger RNA, 5537 nt
Organism: Prinia subflava (tawny-flanked prinia)
Lineage: Eukaryota; Metazoa; Chordata; Aves; Passeriformes; Cisticolidae
Gene: CNOT12
Product: tankyrase 1 binding protein 1
Exons: 12
Coding region: 201-5252 (1683 amino acids)
Biological process (GO): double-strand break repair; cellular response to ionizing radiation
Cellular component (GO): heterochromatin; nucleus
Source: RefSeq, a predicted model, not a curated record